AGAAUAUUGGUCCCGAUACAUAGUUAACCCUUUAUACACUGUGGCAUGGGAUGAUAUGUACAUUGAAGAAGCGGUUUCUUAAAUGAAAGGGUACUGCGUAAAAACAGAACAAUAAACAAAAGGCAAUUUAGAGUGUAGUCAGCCUCCAAUUAUAGUUUUGUUGACAACCAACUCAUUGUCUUUCGCCAUGAAUUCGGAGGAGAUCAGACCGAGUCUUUCUAGCAGUUCCAGUGAUGAGGACGAAGAAUUUCGGGUUGUACACUCGAAUACCCCCAACAAAUACUUGUCGUCGUCAAAUUCGUCAUCUUCAUAUAGAAGUGAACGGGAAGUUGUAAAAUCGUUAUCACAUUCGGAUUCGGACGAUCAGCUGCUGUCUUCUUCAGAAUCCUCGUCUUUGAGGUCCAGCUCAACAAUAAAAGACACAGAAAACACUCCAGAUAUAUUGAGAAAUCUUGAUCCCAAUAAUAAAGAAACGUCAUCCAAAUCGUCAACUACAUCAACCUACACAAGCGAAAUCAAAGUAAACGGGGAUCAACAGGAGGUAUUAAAAGAUACCAAAGGGAAUUCGUCAUAUUCGGGAUCAUCUCAUUCAAAGCAGUCUUAUAAUGAAGAUUCUUCCAUAACAACUGAAUCAGAGCAAGGAUUAUUGCAAAGCAUCCUGAGCGAUUCAUCGAGUGAAAAAAUCACGACAGACUUAGAGGUUGCUUCCCCAAAAGACGGCAAAUUUUCAUCGUCGACAGACGACGAAUUACUGCGAAAAUUUCGUGAACAACAAGCGAAUAGACGAUUUCGACCAAGAAGUGCGAAAUUGCGCAGAGACUUUGAACCAGAACCAGAAAACGUUGAAAGGGUUUUGUCAAAGCCCAACAAUAGAAGUGGUAGUGAUAAUACCUCAAGUUCGGACGAAGAAAACAAAAAAAGGAAACCGCAGCACAAAAGACUGCGAAAGGGAUCAUCUAGUUCUACCAGUAAAAGCAGCGUUGUCUCUGUUAAAAACGAAUCUCCAGAAGUUUUAAUCGCACGUUCAGAACAAUCCAAUUUAUACGAGUUAAAUAGAACUCAAAACGAAUCAAAACCAGAGCAGGUCACUAAAAUUCAACGAACUAUCACUUCGACUGGAAGCGAAACCCGCGAUACAUUGACUACAUCUGCAUCGAGUCCAUCAUCAGAUACAGAAUCGGCAGCUGAAGACAGGCCCCCAAGCAGGCAGGGAAAACGACCAACUUCGGCAUAUCCCAGGCAACGACAACACUCUAAACAUAAAAAAGAAGAAAAACCGAAAUCAGUUCAAAGAUUACUGACCGAAAAAUCUUCGCCAUUACCAGUACAAAAUCCAUACAUCAAGGGACCAAUAGAGCAAGGAUUUCCAUGGCCAUAUACCGAAGAUAUUAGAGGAGGAGAAAAAUCAUUACGUCGCCUGAUAGAUCAUCACAAAAAGAAGCUUAACAGUCUUCUUGCCCAAGAGUAUUUGCAAAAACACCUUGAAGUAGAACUACGAAAAGCAGGUGCGCAAUUCAGAGAAUACGAAAGAGAACCAAGACCUUUGUCACCAAAGCAAAUCAAGAAAUUUAGAGAAAAGAACGUCACUUGGGUUUAUUUAGACGGUAGACUCCAUAACUUGUCACGAGAAAUGGGCGGUUUGAAUACAACAGCACGUCGCGGAAGAGAGAGAAACAAAGUGAAUCCCAAGAAAGAUAACAAAAAACGUUCCGUUUCUUUCGAAAAGGGAGUGGGUAGAUCUUCGUCAAAAUCCGGUGAGAAGACAAGUUUAGCCGAUCUGCUACGUGGUCGAAGUGGAAAGAAAACCAAAAAUGCACGAAGACGCCGAAGUAGCUCUGCUGAUACUGGAUCCAGAAAAAGUUCACUUUCGAGUCGAAGUAGCACUAGAUCGCCCUCUAGAAGUACGAGCAGAACAUCUCGUGCCAGCAGCACAGAAAAGAAACAACCUAAAAAGUCAUCGUCGAGAAAUUCCAGUAAAGCCUCUCGUUCGCGAAGUCGUAGCUCAUCUAAAAGUUCCUCACAUAGUUCAAAAUUCCAUUCUAUAUUUAAAAAAGAUAAUUCCCGAAAAGAACGCCCCACAACUGCUAAAAAAUCACAAAGAGCACGAAGUGCUUCUUCCGCAAGUGUGUCAUCAAAUAAAAGUAGUAGUGACAAUAAAAAAUCUAAGAAGAAAAAAGAUAAAAAGUCUCGUUCAAAAUCAUCAUCCACGAGCAGUAAAGACAGAGAAAAACACUAUUUCAUGGAAGAAAAACCAAAACUGGAAAGAGUUCUCUUCACAGAAGACAUGGAAAAGAAAAUCGACAGAAAGAAGAAAAAAGAUAAGUCUGUGCGGAUCGCGAUUGCUCCUGGAUUAUACAACACAAAACAUCCUUCUUUAGUUAAUGACAACAACUCGUUUUUAGGUAGGCGUGGAGACAGGCCACAAAGCGAGAGACAUACAAAACAAUCACGAGAUGACUACAACUUCUACAAAGACCAUAAUAUACCUGGACAUGCGUUUCCCUACUACUAUCUAUCCUAUUUGCUGGCGAUGGAUGGCAGAAAAAGAAAUCGAUCUGAAGAUUAUUCGCAGACUAAUAGAGUCAUUCUUACCCACGCACCAGUCCAUCGUGCCCCAGCUUGGAGUACACCCCCCAAAAGUACGAGAAGAAUUCAUGCUCGUUUGCCAUCUGAAAGAAGGAGUCUAGGUUCGUCACCAAAGUUGACUAAAAAGAAAAAGAAAACAAAGAGUGUCAUAAAUGAUCGAAGAGAUGAAAGCAUGGGAAGAUCGUCAUCGAGGGAGAGCGCGUCGUCCUCCUUGAAUAAAACGUCCAAUUCAAGCAAUUCGUAUCCUAGAAUUCGACCAGGAUCAGGACCAAUAAAAUGUUCAUGGAAUUCUGAACCAUCAACAGAUAAACCAAAAUAUCCAGGUUCAGAUCAUCAAUUGAAGAACACGGACAACCCUGCGAUUCAGGCCUGGCUGAGACGAAAAGAUGCUCAACUUCGCGCUAGGAAGCAAAACGAACUAAGGAAACAACGUAAGAAAACAUCUCGACUCAUUGACGAGCAAAAUGAUAUUGAAGAAAAGCAUGAAAGAGCCCUUAAGCAAUACGAAGUGUGGAAGAAAGCCAAAGACAGGGAAAUUUUACUUCGGCGAAGAAAAGAAACCACGGAAGCGAAUUCAGCCGCAUUUGUCAAAAAACACGCUGAACUAAAAGUUAAGAAACGAAAAGAACGACCGAGAACCGCACCAGCCAUGGAACAAAAGCAAUCGAUCGGAUCAACAUUUUCUGAGUUACGUAGCUCAUCGGCAAGUCCAGACGUUGUGGAAAAAUCAAAACCUCGCAAACCUCGACCAAAAUCGGCCAACACAAUAACGGUGUCUUUCAGCAAUCCUGUGUUUGAAUCAAAUACCCGCCCGAGAUCAGCGACUCCGCCAAGAAAAAACGUCGAUGAGAAGCCUCCGCAUUCACAAGGAUUUUUUGAAAAAACGGGGAGCUUGUUUAAGAGCUUCCUUGGGGUGGGAGAAAGUAGCAAAUCCAAAAACAAGGAACAAAAUUCCCAAAAAGGUAUUCAAGAAGGCCAAAGAUCUGUUGUAACUGAUGACCGUGUCGCCUAUGAUAAAUGGGUUCGCUCAACGACGCCUGUGACAAAUGGUUCCUCAAAGAAAAACGGUAAAAAGUCGAAAAAAUCACGUAAAAAUAACCAGCCAAGACUACCGCCUCACAACCAUUCAGAUAAUGACUUAAUUUCGAAUUUGGCCAAAAGAAGGAUAGAGAGCAUUCUGGCAAGCCGAAAAAAAGUUGACACAGGAUUGAAGAGGCGUCCGAAAUCUGGCGCAAAUGGGCUGAGAAAUCCAAGUCCUCCAACAGGGAAUCGUACAGAUCCCACAACCAGAAAAUGGAGAUUAAGAGAUGACGACAUUAUUAGACCUCAAAUAAAAUCCAGUUCGCAAAACUCACUUGGUACUCACAGCAACGCUAGUAGUAGCAGCAGCAAUGGUGGAGACAGAAGACCGAAGUUUACAUUCUCGCCUAAAACAAAAUCAAGAUCAACAAGACAUUAUAGAAAUCCCGUGAUACGAGAAGCAAUGGAUAGACAUUAGCAUAACAAAACAAAAGGCAGUGAAAUUUUAACCAGAUGGAAAUAUUUACGGAACGUCUUGCGCUAUUGAUCACAGGAAUUUUAAGACUUUGUUACCCCUAACAACAUUACCAAUGCCGUCAUUGUCAAGAAGCAUAUGUUUUGUCAUAAACAGGAGUGUAACACAUCAUUAAAUACUUUCAAUGCGCAUACUUUUCAAAUGAAUCAGUUACAUGUUUUUUGGGGUGUUUGCACUUAAUAACGUGUAUUGUCUGCUAAAGCCUUUUUUUCAGAUUAUUCACUGUAU
This is a messenger RNA of Styela clava, 4369 nucleotides long. RefSeq lists its product as uncharacterized. The record is from RefSeq and is a predicted model, not a curated record. NCBI's taxonomy places the organism in Eukaryota, Metazoa, Chordata, Ascidiacea, Stolidobranchia, Styelidae.